This is a messenger RNA of Ziziphus jujuba (common jujube), 3523 nucleotides long. RefSeq names its product UBP1-associated protein 2C. The record is from RefSeq and is a predicted model, not a curated record. Gene Ontology annotation, molecular function: RNA binding. The coding region runs from base 122 to 1363 and encodes 413 amino acids. Lineage: Eukaryota; Viridiplantae; Streptophyta; Magnoliopsida; Rosales; Rhamnaceae. The transcript has 2 exons.
AGUAUAGAGGGAGCAGAGAUAGAGAGAUAAAGAGAGGCGUGGGAUGUCCCUAGGGUUUAUAUAUUACACUAUUCCAGUGUUUGUCUAACCUACGAUUCUAUCACCCCUCUUUCCUGACUCCAUGGAUUUCAGCAAGAAACGCAAGGCCGAAGAGAACGGCAUCGUUGUCGGCGCCGACAACACGCCCACCGCCACCACAAACACAACCACAACCACAACCAUCACCCCUGAAGACGCACGCAAGCUCCUCCAGCCCUUCACUCAGGACCAACUCAUCGACAUCCUCCAAAACGCCGCCGUACGACACCUCGACGUUCUCGACGCCGUCCGCUCCGUUGCCGAUCGUGAUUCUACCCUCCGUAAGCUCUUCAUCCGUGGCCUCGGCGCCGAGACCACCUCCGAGUCCCUUCGCGCUCUCUUUUCCACCUACGGCGACCUCGACGAGGCCAUAGUUAUCUUCGAUAAGGCCACAGGAAAGUCUAAAGGUUAUGGCUUUGUGACCUUCAAGCACGCCGAUGGUGCCCUUCUCGCCCUGAAAGAACCCAGCAAGAAAAUCGACGGUAGGAUCACCGUCACCCAGUUCGCGGCCGCGGGAGUGAACAACUCGGCGUCGGGGAGCGAUGUCUCGGCCAGAAAGAUAUAUGUUGGGAACGUGCCGUUUGAUAUUUCUUCGGAGAGGCUUUUGAGCCAUUUUUUGAUGUAUGGGGAGAUAGAGGAAGGACCAUUGGGGUUCGACAAGGCUACUGGAAAGUCAAAGGGGUUUGCUUUCUUUGUGUACAAGACAGAGGAGGGUGCAAAGGCUGCGCUUGUCGAUCCUAUGAAGAAUAUUGAUGGGCAUCAAGUGGCUUGUAAAUUGGCUGUAGAUAACAAGAAGACCAAAAUUGGAGCUCAACCCCCAAGUGGGCUUACUGGGGAUGGAGUUCCAGGGCCUCAUUCUUCUAUGCAGGGUUCAUAUCAGGGCUCCCAAUAUGGUGCACCGCCACCGGCUGGUUUAUAUUCGGGAUUUCCUGGUGGGCAUCAUGGGCAAGGUCCUCCCCCACUGCCUGUUAGUAAUUAUUCGUCAAUGCCUUCAUCUAUCGGUGCUGGUGGGGUGGGAUUGUCGUCCAUUGGGAACCAGGUACCAUCUUCAGUGAAUAAUGUUGUUGGUGGGUAUGGUGCAAAUUAUGGUGGUGCAUAUGGCGGGCCAACUGCUGGAGAGUUUGGUGGCCGGUUGCCUCCGAGUUCUAUGCCCUCUGGAGGAUACCCAGAUGGUUCGCAUUAUGGUUUAACAUCGUCAGCGCUUCCAGCACAACAUAACCAACCUCCUCCUGUGCCAAGAGUUACGCCCGGAGGGAUGUACCAGAGCUUGCCACAUUACUAUUGAGGUCUAUGACAAGCUUCUUGGGAGCAAAUGCUUUAAAUGCUUAUGGUGAUUUCGUGAAUGCAGACAGUGAAAUUCUUGGAUUGAUUAUAUGGACUGCUGUAAAUUUGUUGGUGCUUCACUUCGUCUGCCUCUAUAAGCUGUGCUUUAAUUUUUAAUGGACCUUGAUCUGUAUUUGAAGGCGUAGUGCAACUUUUGUUAUUAAGUGAUUUACUUAAAAGAGUUUUAUAUUUUAUAAUUGAGAAUCCUUUACUUACCUGUUUUUCAGCAUUAGUGUUAGUUCUGUCACAUGCUGUAACACUGCUACCUGAUAGUGUAUGUUUCUCUGAUCAAACAAGGAACUAAGAUAUGAUUACAUGUUUUUCAUGUGAUAUCUUGUGAUUCAUUCUUUAUGUUCUAUGAGGAAAACCUUUAUGACCAAUCACAAUCUGCAACAAUUAUUCCAUCUAAUAUGGUCUUACAUGUGCUAUAUCCUUCUAUCUGAACUAAUACGCUCCAGUUUCCAUUUGUUUAUGAGGUAGCUAACAAUAUUGGAAGCUCCUUCUUCCGCCGCCCCCCCCCCCUCUUCUUCCUCCCAAUAUUUGUUUGUGAUCCUGUUCUUUCCUGUCUAUGCUUUUCUCAAAAAUUUCUUUUUUAAAUUCUAUUUUUAAGGAAUGUUCUUUAGGGAAGUGGAAUAGUUUACCCUUUUAGAAUGCUACUUUCCUGAGUGGGCGUAAUGUGAUGAUUGAACUCGCUGCCCUUAUGUUAAUUCACUAAAUUUUUCUCCAGUGACUCAGUUCCAUAGCUUGUUGUUCAUUCAAUAAUUUUUUGCUGGUAGCUUAAUAGAUAGAUAUCUUUACUUUCUGAAUUUACCGAUUGCUUAAGAGAUGACAUGGUAAUGUUGAAAUGCAUACCUUUAUGGAGUACAUGCCGAAUUUAUUACUUUUUAUUUCCAUUUUUUUUCCCUCUUUUGUUUUACCUUUUCAGAGUUAACCGGCAUGUCAUAUUAAAGUAAUGUCAAGUCUAUUUGGGUUAGUUAAGCUAGACUAAACUAAAGCUUUGAUCGUAAAAUGUUUGGGUUGGAUUGCUCAACAUGAGGCUUUCGAUUAUACUUUUUACGAUGCGCCUUUACAUUAGUGAUGAUUUUAUAUUGUUCUACCUACCUAGUUUUGGUUUCCCUUUUGGUCAGCUCCUUCUUGUGUUGGCUUGUACCAUUUAUUUAGUCUGACACAGCAUGGUCUUUGUUGCACGUAGAGUAUGUCAAAUAUCUAAAAACUUGUACUGUCUCAACUUAAUUUUUUCCCAUGUUCAUUCAUCCACUCGUUAUAUAUUUUCUGGUGUUGUGAGAGAUUUAUUUGGGAUGUGGCGUAUACUUUAUUAAUAUUCCCGUAGAGAUCAGCAACUACAUUUUUGUAUUUUUGAGUUCCUUUUAAAGACACGCCCAAAUUAGCAUUUUUCUUCUGAUACUAUGUAGCUUUUUUGUGGCCUUGGUUCGAGCACAUAUUGUAUUUCCCUCAUUGGGAGCUUAUUUGUGCCAGACUGAUACUUCUCUUCUUAGGUUUUAUCUUUAAAUUUUAGGACAUUGUUCAAGUGCUUCUCUUCUUAGUUAUAAUCUUUAAAUUUUUGGGCAUGGUUCAAGUGAUAGGUGACUGAACUUGUUCUUUCACACUAUAUUUCUAGUGGUUAUGGAAUUUAUACAUAGAUGUUGUGACAAUGUAAGAUCUAAUGUUUAAUGAAACCUACCUUUUGUCCAACUCGUCGAUUCCUUUUCAAAAGCAGAAUAGAGUGAAAAAUUCUUUAAAUAUUUAUGCUAUAGUAGUUGGGAGGCAUUGAUGUUUGUGGAAGCCAUACUUGCCUAUGUAUGCCCUGCCUUGUGAGAUUUUUUUGCUUCUGUAUAUAUUAUGGCUCAUGUUUUGCUUUGUUGGCUGGCGAGACUAAUGACUUUGGAGCUGGCUUUCCUUUUCUUUGUUGGUGGAACAAAAAACAAAUGCCCUUUUGGAAGCUGGGAUACUGAUUUGGUGUGCCAAAUGCUGUCUGGAGGAGGAUGAAGGAAGCCAUAAGCAACAUCUGAUCUGACCCAAUGACUUGGAUAUGUAAUCACUGAUCAGCCAUCUAAUUCUAAUUGUACAUUUGACACAGUUGCCUAACAUCUACCAAAUAAAAAAUAACAAAACAUUAGUAAUA